Messenger RNA from Meloidogyne enterolobii, 1969 nucleotides. The record is from the annotation of a GenBank genome assembly. Lineage: Eukaryota; Metazoa; Nematoda; Chromadorea; Rhabditida; Meloidogynidae.
UUAACUAAUGCUUCUGCUAUUGAGUCAUGGCAUGGACCCAGCAUUGCGUGCCUUUGAGGAACAUCGUCGUGAAUUUAUUGAAACAAUGAGAGAACUCAGAAGAAAAAAUCCUCACAUGGAACCAGAAGAAUUACAAAAACAAGCUGAAUAUGAAAUGAUCAGUAAAGGACCAAAAUCACGUGCCUUCUAUAGGGUCCAGGCAACUCGUCGACUUGUUGGUGGUGGCGAUAUUGUUAGAAAACGAUUGGCGAGAGAGCAUGACAAGGCUUUGGAUAUUGUUAUCGAAGCGCAAGAAAGACAAGCUAGGCAUAAUACUUGUAGAAUAUUUUUUGAUCCAGCUCAUUAUACAGUUUUGGAGAAUGUUGGGACUUUUGACGUUGUUGUUGGCCGAGAUGGUGGCCCGGAAGGUUUAACAGUCAUGGUUGACUACUACACGGAGGAUGGAACAGCCAAUGCUGGUAGUGACUAUAAGCCUGCUAAAGGAACCUUAACGUUUUACCCUGAGGAUAGGCACUGCAAAAUUCCUAUUGAAAUCGUGGAUGACGAUGUUUUUGAAGAAGACGAACACUUUUAUUUACAUUUAACAAAUUUGAGAGUUCGUACACGUGAUGGCCUUAUUUUGGACCCUACAAGGUUAGGAGGUGUUCCUCUGGCUCUGCUGGAAAUGCCUACUACCGCAACAAUUAUGAUUCUUGAUGAUGACCAUGCUGGUGUAUUUUCAUUUGAAUACGAUCACUUUCAAGUUGUUGAAAAUUGUGGACAUAUAACUCUCAGGGUGCAAAGGACAAGUGGAUGUAGGGGUCAAGUCUUACUGCCUUACAAAACUUACGACGGGUCUGCUACCACCGGUAAACAUUAUGAAGCUAAAGAAAGCGGAGAAAUCCUUUUUGAGGAUAAUCAAACUGAGGCCUUUAUUGAUAUUGGAAUUGUUGAUACCGAACAAUACGAACGCUCAGAUUUUUUCUAUUUGGAAUUGUCACCGCCUGUUUGGACUAAAAAGAUGUCCGAUGAGAAUUUAAUGAAUUUAACACCUGAUCAAUUAGAAAUUGCUGAACUGGGAAAGCCACGAUUGGGGGAAUUUAGAAAAUGUCAAAUUACAAUAAAGGAGAGCAAAGAGUUUCAGGGUGUUGUUGACAGAAUGUUAAAAACAGCAAAUGCCUCAUUUAUGCUUGGAACUAGCAGUUGGCGUGAACAAUUUAUUGACGCUUUAACUGUAAGUGCUGGAGAUGAUGAUGAAGAGGAAGAAGGAGGAGAUGAAGAUGAGGGAAAAACAACUAAAUUGGUCAUUCGGGAGCCUGGAGAAGCUGAUGGAUUGAAAGGGGAAGAAUUGUCAAUUACAAAAGGAAAGGGGAAACAACCGAGUAAAUCUGACUAUUUGAUGCAUUUUAUUUCUGUCCCGUGGAAGUUGGCAUUUGCUACUAUUCCGCCUACUGAUUAUUGGGGCGGUUGGGCAUGUUUUACAGUCUCUAUCCUUAUGAUUGGUCUUUUAACUGCAGUUAUUGGCGAUCUUGCUUCUCAAUUUGGCUGUUGGGCCGGUCUAAAAGAUGCAGUUACUGCAAUCAGUUUUGUGGCCUUAGGAACUUCCGUUCCAGACACGUUUGCAAGCAAAGUUUCUGCUGUACAAGACAAAUAUGCAGAUAAUUCAAUCGGAAAUGUUACUGGAUCAAAUGCUGUAAAUGUAUUUCUCGGUAUUGGUAUAGCUUGGACAUUAGCAGCCGUUUAUCAUUGGUUCAAAGGAAGUGUUUUUCGAGUUGAUCCGGGAGCAUUAGCGUUUUCUGUUACUAUAUUUUGCAUAGAAGCAUUUGUUUGUGUUAUUGUUAUUGUGGCUAGAAGACAUCCAGCAAUUGGAGGCGAAUUAGGAGGCCCUCGCAAAUUCCAAAUUCUCACAUCUGGAUUUUUCGCAUGUUUGUGGCUUUUCUAUAUUGGAAUUUCUGCUUUAGAAUCCUACUGUGUAAUUGCUGGAUUUUAA